UCCGUAAAAUACACCAAAACGAAAGUGACGCCACGCCUUCUCUACAUUUAUUUAACUUACUUUAAUUGAAUCUUCUCUAUCAAAGUUUAUCUCUCUAAAUAAAUAAUUGCUUUCAUUUUAUAUAAUGCUAAAAUUUCAGGUUGAAAAAUCUACUUUGCCUAAAACAUACACAGUAGGAUGUGAUAACGGGAGAGAAUCGCAAGUUACCAGCAGUGUAAAGUUUCCUGUUAGACAACAUGCAACUAAAGCAGUAAAGGUUCCUCCGCCGGUAAAAGCAAAACCUGUCAAACCUAGUGAUAUAUUUUCGUCUGAUGCUGAGAUUCAUGACUUUCCACCACCUCCACCCGGUUUGACAAAUGAGUUCCCUGAACCUCCUCCCUCUUAUGCUCCUAGUAGCAGAUCUAGCAUAGAAGAUGAGCUUGAUGCACUCACUGAUAUGCUUGCACUUGGAUUGGAGAGCGCUUCAGAUCCAGACUUCUUUGGUGUUUGUUAUAAAUGUCGUCAAAAGAUAUCAGGUGAAGGAAAUGGAUGUACUGCUUUAGAAAAUACAUAUCAUGUUUCUUGUUUUGUUUGCCAAAAAUGUAAAAAAAAAUUAACUGGGCAUGAAUUUUAUUGCUUGGAUAAUCAACCAAAUUGUGAAGACUGCUACAAGAACACUUUGGAAGACUGUGUUGUGUGCAAAGAAAAAAUUACAGAGAGAAUUCUACGUGCAGUAGGGUCAUGCUAUCACCCUAGCUGUUUUACUUGCUCCAGCUGUAAUAAGAAUUUAGACAGCAUACCAUUCACAUUGGAUGCUGCCAAUGCUAUACACUGUGUUGAAUGUUAUCAGCUAAAGUUCUCACCAAGGUGUGCUUUUUGUCAAAAACUGAUCAAACCAACAAAUCAACGUGGUGAAACAGUUCAUAUUGUGUCUAUGCAAAAGAAUUUUCAUGUUGAAUGCUACAAAUGUGAGGAUUGUGAUGAGUUACUUUCAAGCGAAGAAGGCAGGGGCUGUUAUCCAUUAGACGGCCGUUUACUUUGCCAAUCUUGUAAUGGUGCAGCACAGGCGAGAAAAUCCAAUGGAUCUCGGCUUUCUACUGUGCUUUAAAGAGUUUUUUUUUUCUUCUAAAUUUGAUAUCUUUAAUUCAAUCAGUAACCUUUUUA
Messenger RNA from Hydra vulgaris (swiftwater hydra), 1143 nucleotides. RefSeq names its product lipoma-preferred partner homolog. Lineage: Eukaryota; Metazoa; Cnidaria; Hydrozoa; Anthoathecata; Hydridae. The record is from RefSeq and is a predicted model, not a curated record.